AUGAGUCCGGCCGGGUGCUCCCAUGUGAACGGCUAUAAGGUGGAUAAUUGGAAACAAAACCUUCGAGUCAUUUACCAAUGCUUUGUCUGGAGUGGUACUGCAGAAACCAGGAGACGCAAGGUGCCUCAGGGAAAUGCAGGAGUGUCAAUGGUGGCUAAAUCGUGUAUCUGUCAUAUGUGUGGUGCCCACCUGAAUCGACUUCACUCCUGCCUCUACUGCGUGUUUUUUGGCUGCUUUACGAAGAAACACAUUCACGAGCACGCAAAGAACAAAAGACAUAACCUUGCAAUAGAUCUAUUAUAUGGUGGUAUAUAUUGUUUUGUGUGUCAAGACUACAUAUACGACAAAGACAUGGAGCAGAUUGCCAAAGAGGAGCAGAGGAAAUCAUGGAAAUUACAAGGAAUAGGGGAAAAAUACACAACGUGGGAGCCGACCAAGAGGGAGCUAGAGUUAUUACGACACAAUCCAAAACGGAGGAAAAUCACGACAAACUGUACAAUAGGUUUACGAGGGUUGAUAAACCUGGGAAACACGUGUUUCAUGAACUGUAUUGUUCAGGCCUUAACGCACACACCAUUGCUGCGAGACUUCUUCCUCUCCGACAGACACAAGUGCGAGAUGCAAUCAAACUCCUGUCUGGUGUGUGAGAUGUCGCAACUUUUUCAGGAGUUCUACUCGGGACACCGCUCACCCCACAUUCCCUUUCGGCUGCUGCACCUGGUGUGGACGCACGCACGGCACCUCGCGGGAUACGAGCAGCAAGAUGCCCACGAGUUCCUUAUCGCGGCGCUGGAUGUGCUUCACCGACACUGCAAAGGAGACACCAUCCGAGAUGACAAUGGGAAGAAGGCCAACAAUCCAAAUCACUGUAAUUGCAUCAUAGACCAAAUCUUCACCGGUGGCCUGCAGUCAGAUGUUACAUGCCAAGUUUGCCAUGGCGUUUCCACGACGAUAGAUCCGUUCUGGGACAUCAGUCUGGACCUGCCGGGUUCAUCCACGCCUUUCUGGCCCCUCAGUCCCGGAGGAGACGGCAGCACGGUUAACGGGGAGAGCCACGUGUCAGGGUCCACCACACUAACUGACUGCCUGCGAAGGUUUACGCGGCCGGAGCAUCUAGGAAGCAGUGCCAAAAUUAAGUGUGGCGGUUGCCAUAGUUACCAGGAGUCUACUAAACAGCUGACAAUGAAGAAGCUCCCCAUCGUAGCAUGUUUCCAUCUGAAACGGUUUGAGCAUUCUGCGAAACUGCGGAGGAAGAUUACCACAUACGUUUCCUUUCCUUUAGAGUUAGACAUGACACCUUUCAUGGCAUCCAGUAAAGAAAGCAGAAUGAAUGGGCAGUAUCAACAGACAGUCGACGUAUUAAAUAACGACAAUAAGUAUUCGUUGUUUGCAGUGGUUAAUCACCAAGGAACAUUAGAAAGUGGGCACUAUACCAGCUUCAUUCGACAGCACAAAGACCAGUGGUUUAAAUGUGACGACGCCAUAAUCACGAAGGCCAGCAUUAAGGACGUACUUGACAGUGAAGGGUAUCUCUUAUUUUACCAUAAACAGUUCCUUGAAUACGAAUAG
Molecule: messenger RNA, 1569 nt
Organism: Knipowitschia caucasica
Lineage: Eukaryota; Metazoa; Chordata; Actinopteri; Gobiiformes; Gobiidae
Source: the annotation of a GenBank genome assembly